Molecule: messenger RNA, 13631 nt
Organism: Cygnus olor (mute swan)
Lineage: Eukaryota; Metazoa; Chordata; Aves; Anseriformes; Anatidae
Gene: HDLBP
Product: high density lipoprotein binding protein
Exons: 28
Coding region: 9365-13168 (1267 amino acids)
Cellular component (GO): cytoplasm; nucleus
Molecular function (GO): mRNA binding
Source: RefSeq, a predicted model, not a curated record
GAAGCUAUUCCAGUGGAGCCCGUGCUCAUGGGAGGCGGUGGCGGUUCUUGUGGGCAGCAAGGCUCUGCGUGGAAGGCAGGGCCCGGGCUGGUAGGGCGUGUUAGGAGGGACCGUGGGGGAGCUGGGGAGAGACCCAGAGCUGUUCUCAUAACCUGGCGGGGUUGUGUUAGGCUGCUACUUGCGGCAAGAGUGCAGUGUCCCAAGUUAGGGGGUUGUUUCAAGAGCUCUUUUCAUUUUCACUUUAGAAAUUACUAGUUUUAGAAGAAAAUUUUUGGGUUACGGGCUUACCCUGGAUUGGACUUAGACCUGAGAGAAUUCAUCUUGUGGCUUUAUUUAGCCGUCCUUUAGCUUUAAAAGGAGAACUGUUUACAUCCUAAAAAUCUGCUGUUAGAAUCUUGUGAGUUAUAUUGCCAUCGUAAAUGGAAAAAGCCUGCAUGCUUCAUAAUUGCAAUGACCUUUUUCCCCCAUCUUCCUUCUAUGCACUAACAUUGCCCUGUAGCUCUCGUGGUGUGACUUCAGUGGAAGAGAAUCUCACAGUAUGAAGGGAGUCAGGUUGAAAAGAGAUGUAUCAAUAAACAAGGAGGAAAAGUUCUGGCCAAAGCGGGGGGAAAAGCUUCUUUAUUUAGAAUAUUGUAUGUGUAUAGAAGUCUCUGGCUUGCUGGAAGAUUUAUCUGUGUAAGGUUUUAAUUCUAACAAGGGAAAGUAGUUGGGCUAAGAUAAGUGUUCUGGGUUUAUUUUGUCUCAUAAGAAACUUAUCUGUGUUGAAGCUGAAGCAGUGCUUUUUGCCUUUGUUUAGGUGAUCUUUGUUGUUUCACAAUACAGGUAUUUUCCCAAUCUCCCAGAAAUACGAGUGUUCUUUCUAGCAGCUAUUGUAUUAUACAUAUUGUUCUCUUUGAACUCGCUGGUAGACAUCGCUCGUCUCGUGACUGGUCUGACUUUGUUGAUUCUCGCAUCUGGUAGAUGUUUCAAUUCUUGAAGAUACCUACUCCUGUUCUGCAAAUUAUGAGUAGGUAUCUUAGCGUGUAAAUGACUGGAAUACAUUCAUGCCUCCUGGUGCUGAUCUUCUGACUUCAGUUGGCUCAGGAAACAUUUGGGUUGAACUAGGCACACUGAAACUUUGUGUCUGUGUGUUUUGGACAGGGUUAAAUAGGUUUCUCCUGCAAAGAAGGCAGGGAGUGUGCAGCGAUGUGUGUGCCUUUGUGCAUCCAAAAGCCGUUCAGGUUUCUGCGCGCUAUUUUAAAUAAUGCAAAAUGGCAGUGGCGUGUGGAGGAGGCAGGAGGAGGGAAGAAGAACCUGGCGUUAGAUUUGGCGUCGCAGCGGUUCUCCUGCCUAACUGAGGGAGGAUUGAGUCUCUUCUACGGCAUUUUUGGCAGCUGCCGGUCUCGGGAAGAAACCUCUGCCCGGCAGGAGCAGCGCACGAGCCCCGUGCCAGGCAGGAGUGAUGUCGGCCACACAAGCGGGAGGUUGCUGAGCGCAGUGGUGGCCGCGGCCCCACGCGGUGAGAGCCGGGCCUCGCUGGGGCAGCCACGCCAGGAGCACGACGCCCUUGAGUGGCAGCAGCUGAGGCAGGGAGCUGUGGCCAGCUGGAGUCUCGAAAGAGGUGCUUGCGAAGCAGCUGGCAGGAGAAAUGGGGAGAAAGCGGAGAAAAAGAUGGACCGCAAAAGGGGAUGGUUGGAGGAAAUCUUAAUGAGUUUAACUGCAAUGGAAAAAUGGCACUGCGAGAAGGGAAGGGAUUGGCUCGGUGGCUGUAAGAUACCAAGAAAUGAUGAUUCAUAGGAAAAAGUCUGCCUUUGAGAGGAUUGAAUAGCACAGUAAUAUUCAUGCAACCUCCCUUAAACGACACUCUUUAAUUUAAUUGUAAAGUAAAAUGGAUUUAUUUGUUGACGCAAAAUGGAAGUAGUACCAGAUUCUGUUACACUCAGCAGCACAGUGUCUGGAACUGUUUUCCAGCAUCAGUUUUGUUGUCUUUUCUAAAGAUUUUACACUAAUGGGAAAGAACCAUUUGGGAAAUACUUGGGGAUGGAACUGAUGGAUGUGUUUGUUGCUGACAGGGGCUGGGGAUGACAGCCAAACAGAACUCCUCAAGUGUCCUGCAUGUGAACAGAAGUCAUAAAUGUGGGUGAUUCUGGUAAAAACCAUCCAGACCCGUAACAUGUACAGCACGCCCUUUUGUCUGCACAAAAAAUAUCUGGGAAUGAACGCUUCUGGAAGGGAGUGCUGAUACCAUGACAACUGAUACUGGCGGGCUGUGGCUUUGUACUCGGUGAUCCCGCGUCCCAGCACCUAACCCGCCCUGAAGCGGGAGAGGCUGGGAGCAGUGCAGUAUUUUGGCUGUUACCGCUCAGCUUGGAGGUGGCUGGAGCCAGCCUUUUCCUUGUGUUAAGCUCGUAAUUCCUUGGUGAUGGUCUCAGUCAAAGUCCACAAAAGAGCUGUCUGACCCACGCAGAGGACUCGGACUUUAAAGGAAGGUCACUGGUAUCGUAUCUUGUCAUAAAUAUAAAGCAGAUACGGCUAGCUUUCGUAAAGCUAACCUCUGGCAGCUAUUUCAUCAGGGACCGGCUAACUGGAAGAACCAUCUUGCAUCAUUCAGAUGUCAGGCUUGGUCUAAGGUAUUGGCACGUAGCAGGGGCGUCACCCUCUGUCCCUUUACCCUCACGUCAGCUAGUUUUGGUGGACUGUUUUUUUCACAGUGGUUUUUGUGGUGGUUUGUCUGAAAAAUCCCUGAAGUCCUCUUUGAGAGGAGCACCGAGCGCCCGGACACCCAGUGCUCGAUGCAGGUGUGGCCACCUGCAGUAGGACCGCUUGCUGUUUUCUCUUCCUGUUUCUGGUCCCCUGCCUCUGGCUGUCCCCGUGUUUCUCGUACCGGGGAUUAAAGAGGACAGGGUGUUUGCCAAAGGUGGGGGACAAACAAAGCCUGGGGCAGGGACGGGGACAUCGGGCAUGGGGUGGGCACCCAGUUUGGGUCAGGAAAAUGGCAGUGAAGAAGGGUCAGAGCUGAUGCCGGGAAGAUGGCCCUGUUGGAAGGGAUGGGGCAAAGCCCGAGAAAAGCCACAGUGGGGUGAGAGGCCAGGAGCUACCGAAAUGGGGCCGUUGCUGCUCGUCCCGGGGUUCGAGGCUCUCCAGGGGUGCUGGAGGCGGUGCGGGCUGCCUGACCUCCCUGCCCCUCCCUUCUCAGCUCAAGCCCGACGCUGGCUGUUUCCAUUGCACAGCAGAAAGUAAGUUUGCUCUUAUCUCUGCUCAGGUGAUAGAGGGGAACAUAAACCUGCGUCGGAGCAGCUAGAAGGAAAGCCGAGGAGAACAACUCGGAGAGCAGGCGGGGUGUGAGAGGGAGGACGGCAGGUGUUAUGGUUGGCCUGCUGUUGUAUGUGCUUGUGUUUUCAGAAUUAAUGCCUUAGCGCUUGCUACAGCCUACUGGGAUGUAGGUGCCUGGUCAUGCAGGGACCCUUGGAAUCUCUGGAGAAGCUCUCGUUUGUAAAUACGUGGCUCUGCUUGCAAGUAGAGCUGGUUAAGUAGCACUGAGGAAACCGUGAAGUUCUACGCCUGCUCUUAUAAAUGGCGUCAUGAAAUUAAAAUGUUGACUUGAUGGCUCUGGUUGUGAUGGAGCUGUGGCUAAACAUGAGAACAAACAGUACGUAGCGGAAAAAGUAUUGAGAGACAUUUAGAAGUUCUUGGAAGAGAUUUUAAACCUUUUAUUUCUCUCUGCAGCCUCGUGCUGCUCGUCCAGCGGAGACAAUAGCGGCAUGUGGGUGGAGGACCGCACGGCAUCAGGUGUCAAAGCAAAAAAACUGCCUAAAACAGCGCACAUGCCCUUCCAGCUCCAACCCAAAGAUGAGCAGGGUGGGACUGGAACUGAUUCAGUUAUCAGAAGAUGUUUUAAGUGUAAAAUAAUACUAUUUGCAACAAUUAGGGAGAAUAGCUUCGCUCGGUUCCCGCUGUCUGUCUCUCUUCUUUCAUAGCAGGCUUAGAGUGGCCUUGCAGCUUUGGAAGGGAAGACCGUCUGUUUUUUCCCCGUCAGUUCAGAUCACCGUGAUGUAAUUCUCUCUAACUCACCAAGAGCCUUUUGCUUGGCCUGGUGGAGAUUAGGAAUUAGUGCUUGGCUGUGGAUGUGCUGAGCCCCUGUUGCAUGCGCUAUGAAUAGGACAAAGGGAGGUUAUGCUUAAAUAGCUAGGCUCUUGUCACAGCUUUCAGAAAGCAGCAGUUAAAAUCAGGUAUUUACUUCAUUGUUUUUUCAUAGGGAUUGCUGCCAAACGGAAGAUGUUUUGGGUUCCUUCCCUCUCCAGACAAAUCGCUAGCCUCCCGGCAAGUUUGCUUGAUUUUUAUUAGUUCUUCCAAGGUUUGCGCCCGUCACGGUAACGCUGGCUUUUGUGGGUCGUGUUUUCAAACUGUUUAUUGUAACCUGAUGGUAGAAAUAAAGAGGAAAAUCUACAAAGUGUCGUGCAAAGCCAUGUGACUUGGGGAGCUGGAACUCAGAAAAAAAAAAAAAAACAGCACGUCGAAAGUUUAUAAAAAUGGAGCUCCAGCAUUCCCUGAAGUCUCCGUUGUCCAACAGACAUCAGUAACUGAGGAAUCUUUAAAAUCUCUCAAGGGGCCAGGAAUAACCCUGCUUACGUUUUUCUGUAUAAUACCUAGAAUCAAAGGAGCUAAGCAAGGUAUAAAGAAUCGCGUCUCAUUUAGUUUGCCAUUGUUCUUAUUUUUUUUCAUUUGCUCUAUCUCCUUACCUAGCAGAGUCUCUGUGAAAGGAAGUGGUCGUCACCUUUAGAAACCGCUGCAGGCAGCUCCUCAGAUUCUGGCCUGCAGAACAGCCACUCACGAGUGCCUGUGGGAGCAUAUCAGGGAAACCACUGGCACCUUGAAGCGAAGGGACGCUGUCAACUUCACAUUGUCUAAUUAGGUGAUGAGUAAUGCAAAAAAGGGGGGGGGGGGGGGCAGUUCAGGCCUUGCAAGUCCCUUGCUUUUCCGAGCUAUGUGAUACGUAGCGCAUGAGAGCUUCUGGCAACGUCUCUUUAAAAAAAAAAAAUAAAAUGCCACGUGUUCAUUUUAUAUUACAAUUGUCAAGAGAGGGAGCGAGGGACUCUGAGAAGGUAAACAAACGAAGACCAACCCGGUAGCCAAAGGAGGGUGAAGUGAAAGUUUCCUUUUGAAGAACAGAAAGAGAAUAGUGCGUGCUUUGUUCUGCAGCAUCUCUGCAAUCCGCGCUCGUUGGCUCACUGUGAUAUUUAACCACAAGUGUUCAAACAGGCUUUGGGAAGUAGCUCUCAGCUAAUUACCGGUGGCAGAUUUUUCUUCUUCGGUGCAGGUUGAGCAGGGAACAGCAGUGCCGCAGCAGCCCUCUGAAGGCACCUGUGUAAGACGAGCACGCAGUGGUAAUUUUUUAAAUGAAAAACCGUGUUCAGGUAAUAACAUGCUUCGUGUUCAGCAUAAGCAGUUUGCCCAGAAAGUUUGUGCAGCUUUGGAGCCCUGAUCACCCCGGUGUGGCCCUGCUGGGAGCAGGAGGCUGGGCUACACACCAGGGCCCCAGACCUCCAGCCGAUGUUUGAAGCUCUGAAUUUCUGUGACUUCUUCCUAUUCCGCUACUCUGUCCGGGCUGCCUGUCAGGGAACUUGUUUUCCGAUUCUCUUCCCAGUCUUUGAGUCAAGUCAGUGUUUUGUUUUGGUUGACUGUAAAACUGUAAGGCACCACGGGAAGAUACUUUCUUUCACUUUGUCCUUUGUGUUUAAAGUGUUUUCUGGAUCUCCAAGGCAGACGACCUGAACUUUGCCUCUACUCUGACGAAUUUUUCAAUGACUAGAUUUGCUAUAACUGCCUCUGAAGCACAGGUAGGAAAUCCACCUCAAUUAUUCUCGGUCUGAGUGUAUUAUUUCUCUGUUAAAUUGCCAGAUUUCUCCCUGAGUCUCCGUGGAAGAACUGCCUCUGACCUUUUGCGUGGAUUUGGAUUGAUUUUAUUAAACUGUCCAUUGACUUUCUUCCUCAUCUCUGAAAUGGCAUUUGUUUUGUCAUAGCACCCGGUAUCCAAGGAUCACAGCGUUCUAACAACGUGAAAUGAAAUACUAACUCCGCAGAGUAAAUCAAGACCACUGUGUGUGUACAGCCAGGGCGACUGAGAGAAUUUCACCACAGCAGAUCAGUACCAAAGCUAAGAGUGCAGCUCAAGUCUCUUGAUGGUUUGUCGGUGUUAACCACCAAAUCCAGCUGCCUUACAGUAUUCCAGUGUAAGAGAUGCGUGCCUCCCCCUGAACUCAAAGCUUUUUCUCUCGCUGUGGUCAGAGGGUACUGAAGGUAGUUGUUCAUACUGGAACUCUGCCUAUAGCACUAAGUUGCUCCUCUUCUUCUCCCAGAAUAAUCUAUUUUGCUUGUCCCCGUUUUGUAGAGUGCCCUGUGAUAGUUUAGGAAAGGCAGCAUAUAUAUUGUUUGCUAGUUGAUGGUUGUAUAAUUUUAUUGUCAGAGCGCCCAGGAAAUAAGUCUUUUAACAACCAUUUUGGCCUGAGAGGCCUGCUGAGGUUAGUCACCUUCCUUCAGUGGCUGCUCAGCCCCUCUGCUUGUGCAGGGAGAGGAUCGCCCUCUAUAAACAAGAUGGAUUUACCAAGAGAAAGGCAAAUGAUGUCGCGCUCCCCCGGGACCCCUUAUUUAUACCACCUAGGUUACGUGAGACAAACACAUGCAGCUGCUCUGCGCCUUCCAACCCUCUCCCUUGGUCACAAUGGAGUUGGGAUUAGCGUAUGGGCUCAGGUAGACUUUUCUUACCAGCAGUUCUCUACUUGGGCAUUUACAGUGGGCCUCUGAAGAUGGUGAGAUUGCCUUAGGUACAGCCGAGGGCAGAAUUUGGCCCGCAGAAUCCCUGCCGACUGGUAAUGAUAUAUGAGUGAGGAAAAGAGGUGCCCGACUUGAACACCUCUGGCAUUUUCCUUCCUUGUGGCAAAUAAAAUCUGGUCUGAAAGCCACUCAGACACACGUAAUGUAGACUCACUUUCAGUCAGUGUUUUAUGAUGAUUUCUCCCCGUUCUCAUGAUGGAAGGAUCUAUAUAACUUGACCCCUAACUUCAGAGUUUUCCUGUAGAAAUAAAAAAAAAAAUCCCAUUGGAAGGGGAGGCCAUAGUGAUAGCUUCAGAGCUGAGCAGCAUAUCUUGCUUGCUUUGUCUGAGAACCUGAGUGCUCUCUGGCAUACGAGUGCCCUGUGUCCUGAAUCCUCUUCCAUCAUGUUUUGUUUUUGUUUUUAAUAUUCAAAUUACUUCCUUAUCCCAGUCUCCCCUCAGCCCGCCUUCUGUCAUGCCGCUGGUGAGGGAUGUGCCAAAGUGGAUAUUUCCAGGGGCAGUUCUUUUGUGGUGUUCUGUGACUUCUGUGUGUAGGAUGAGCACCCAGGGUAUGAAAAGGGUGCUUAUUUGUACAGUUUUAGAAAUCUGGAGUUAUAUUUAACAGGAAAUAAAGUCAUAGCGUGCGCGCGCUCUUUGGAGCGUGCUUCGGUUGCUUUCCAAAUAAGGCUGGCAGUUUCUGGAAGGAAAAAGAGGGAUAACAAUAUAAGAACAGGCUGGAAGAAAUCCUUUGCGAAAUCCCAGCUCAGCUGAGGGUGCAUGUGCCAGCAAAGACCAACCUUGUUGUAGUCUUUGCUCCAGUGGUUUAAGGAGCUGAAAGUUUCCUCCUCCCUUCCCCAAGAGUCCUGGAGUCAAUAUGGAAAGCUGCUUGGUUCCUCAACCUUGGCUUUCGCACCGAAUGGGUUUGGGGCUUGUUUUUUGGAACCCAUGUUCGUCAGUGUUAAGUUUAUCUCUGUUUAAGUUUCAUAUUUCUGCCGGUCCAAUUUUUGUGUCCUCCCUCUGACUGGUGAUAUGAGCUGCCAAUUUGAUAAGCUGUGGAAACUGUGGAUUGCCCAAGCCUUCACCCUUGCUGUCGCACGUUGGUGUUCUUUUCUAGGAGGUUCCCUUUCCACUUGUUCUCGCAGGUCAAGAAACCAGGGUCUGUUGUAGUGCUGCUGAAGCAUGCUAGGAGCAGGGGGGCAGGUUAGUGUUUGUCAAGGUAUCGGGUACCAUUUUCUGUCUUCCCUCCCCUCAGCUACCAAACCCAGCAUUUGGAGGUGAGUUGCCGCUUGUGGGCAAGUAGCCUGAGAGGCGCUGAGCAGCCCCUGUAGGCCUUGCCCUGCCUGUGCCGAGUCUCUUACUGGGCACGGUGGGAUGCAGAUGGUGCGGUGCUGGCGGAAGGUGCGUCAGGUCGAAAUAGGCCUUCCAGCAUCCUUUGAAUGUGCGUUCAUCCAUGCAUGGGACACUUCGUGAAUGCGGGAGGAAAGGUGGGGUCUCAUCCCUGACCCCUUACCCCGUGGAAUGUCUCUGUCCUCUGCGGAGGGCAGCCUGGGACAGCUGUCCUUCAGCAGCAGACAUCAGUGAAGGUGGCACGCGGUGAGCUGCCCUCGGCCUUCCAGUAACCUCCUGCCACUUGCAACUGCAAAUAAAGGAAGAGGCACGGAGACGCGUAAGGGUAUUCCCUCUUAAACAGUCUGGGAGAGGGAGCUGCGAUAAAAACUCAGAACUCCGUAACGUCCCGGCAAUGCUGCUGGUUGCAGGACGUCCUGCGUACACAGAGGACCUACAGUACCCAUAGGUACGAGGCAGCACGUCCCCACAGAGGGCCACUGCUGAGCCAGGUGACGAGGAGGAGUUCGGGGAGCAGGACGAGGGGGUUUCAGCAAGAUGCUGCCUUCUGGGCUCCGCGGCGCCCAGCCGCGCAGGAGUUAAUUGGGCGCAGCCGAGUUAGAGCUGGGGCUGGGAACCCAAGGGAGCGAAAGCCCCAGAACAGCGGCGAGCGCUUCGGGGGCCGCGGGGAGCUGCGUCCCGCUGGCUGCCGGCCCUUCGCUCUCGCUGGCGGAACGCGGGCCGGCCCCGGCAGCGUGACGUGGCAGCGGCGGCUCUCGGCGCCCUGGUGCCGAGCUGGAACUUUUCUCCGCCAGCCCCCCCCCGGGGGUGCUCUCGGGCCGCGCGUUGGGGCCGAGCCCGAAUCGGCGCGAGGGGAACGGGGGGCGCGCAGCCCUCAGCGGAGCGCGGCGGCGGCCUGCCCCCGGCUGCGUGCUCCCAGCGCCCGGCCGGGCCGCGGCUCGGCUCGGCUCGGCUCCGCUCUGCUCGGCGGUGGCCGGGCGGGAAGGGGGCAAGUCCCGCUGACGUGCGGCCCGGGGAUUGGCAGCGGCCCGCCCUAUAUAGGCCCGGCGGAGGCCGCCGCGCCGCUCUCCCCCCCGAGCGCUCCCGGUCCUUCCAGCAGAGCGGGCGAGCGGGCACCGGCCGGACAAAAGCUGGCAGGCUGACAAACGGGCAGCUUACAGGACGGACUCUCUGGCUACUGACCAUUUAGCUGUGGCAUACCCGGAUUGUGUGUGGGUGGGAAGUCGACAAUGAGCUCCGUGGCAGUUUUGACCCAGGAGAGCUUCGCUGAACACCGCAGCGGCCUGGCUCAGCAGCAGGUGAAAGUUACAGCUUUAAACUCUGAAGAAGAGAAUGAUCCUCCAACCUACAAGGAAGCCUUCCCUCCGCUCCCUGAGAAAGCACCAUGUUUGGAAGCUGCCCAGGAACCUGCUGGGCCCUGGAGCAAAAUCCGACCGAUAAAGGCUUCUGUCAUCACUCAGGUGUUUCAUGUGCCACUGGAGGAGAGGAAAUACAAGGACAUGAAUCAGUUUGGAGAAGGCGAGCAGGCCAAGAUCUGCCUUGACAUCAUGCAGAAGACAGGAGCUCACCUGGAGCUGUCUCUCGCAAAGGACCAAGGCCUUUCCAUCAUGGUCUCUGGCAAGUUGGAAGCAGUCAUGAAGGCUCGGAAGGAGAUUGUCGCUCGGCUGCAGACUCAGGCUUCAGCAACAGUUGCUAUCCCCAAGGAGCACCACCGCUUUGUCAUUGGAAAGAACGGCGAGAAGCUGCAGGACCUGGAGCUCAAAACUGCAACUAAAAUCCAGAUCCCCCGCCCGGAUGACCCCAGCAACCAGAUCAAGAUCACCGGCACUAAAGAAGGGAUUGAGAAAGCCCGACAUGAGAUCCUGCUUAUCUCUGCUGAGCAGGAUAAGCGUGCCGUGGAGCGGCUGGAUGUGGAGAAAGUGUACCACCCCUUCAUCGCUGGCCCUUACAACAAGCUGGUGAGCGAACUCAUGCAGGACACAGGGACACGCAUCAACAUUCCUCCACCCAGUGUCAACAAGACAGAGAUAGUCUUCACCGGAGAAAAGGAGCAGUUAGCCCAGGCUGUCGCUCGUGUUAAGAAGAUCUAUGAGGAGAAGAAAAAGAAGACUACUACCAUUGCCGUGGAGGUGAAGAAGUCCCAGCACAAGUAUGUCAUCGGCCCCAAGGGGAAUUCCCUGCAGGAGAUCUUGGAGAAAACUGGAGUCUCUGUCGAGAUCCCACCCACUGACAGUAGCUCGGAGACGGUGAUACUGCGAGGCGAGCCCGAAAAGCUUGGGCAGGCAUUGACUGAAGUCUAUGCAAAGGCCAACAGUUUUACCGUCUCCUCGGUCUCUGCCCCCUCUUGGCUUCAUCGUUUCAUUAUUGGAAAGAAAGGACAAAACCUGGCCAAAAUAACUCAGCAGAUGCCAAAGGUUCACAUCGAAUUCACAGAAGGAGAGGAUAAAAUCACUUUGGAAGGACCUACAGAAGAUGUGAAUGUGGCUCAGGAACAGAUUGAAGUCAUGGUCAAGGAUCUGAUCAACCGGAUGGAUUAUGCAGAAAUCAACGUUGACCACAAAUUCCACCGACACCUCAUUGGCAAGAAUGGAGCUAACAUUAACAGGAUUAAGGACCUCUACAAGGUGUCUGUACGCAUUCCACCGGACAAUGAGAAGAGCAACCUGAUCAGAAUUGAAGGAGACCCACAGGGGGUCCAACAGGCCAAGAAAGAGCUGCUGGAACUCGCUUCCCGUAUGGAAAAUGAACGCACCAAGGACCUAAUCAUUGAGCAGAAAUUCCACCGGACCAUCAUUGGGCAGAAGGGCGAGCGGAUCCGGGAAAUCCGGGAGAAAUUCCCAGAGGUUAUUAUCAACUUCCCAGACCCAGCGCACAAGAGCGACAUCGUCCAACUUAGAGGUCCCAAGAACGAGGUGGAGAAGUGCACCAAGUACAUGCAAAAGAUGGUGGCAGACCUGGUUGAAAACAGCUUUUCAAUUUCUGUCCCCAUCUUCAAGCAAUUCCACAAGAACAUCAUAGGGAAAGGAGGUGCCAACAUCAAGAAGAUCCGUGAAGAAAGCAACACCAAAAUCGAUCUCCCAGCAGAGAACAGCAACUCGGAGACAAUUGUUAUCACAGGAAAGAGAGCGAACUGUGAAGCUGCUCGCCACAGAAUUCUUGCCAUCCAAAAGGAGCUGGCCAACAUCACCGAGGUGGAGGUCUCUAUUCCUUCCAAACUGCACAAUUCCCUCAUUGGCGCCAAAGGCCGCUUCAUCCGCUCCAUCAUGGAGGAGUGUGGUGGAGUCCACAUCCACUUUCCCACCGAGGGCUCUGGCAGUGACACCGUGACCAUCAGGGGCCCAGCACAGGAUGUAGAGAAAGCCAAGAAACAGCUGUUGCACCUGGCAGAAGAGAAGCAAACAAAGAGUUACACUGUGGACCUCCGUGCAAAGCCAGAGUACCACAAAUUCCUUAUUGGUAAAGGCGGUGGCAACAUCCGUAAGGUGCGUGACAACACUGGGGCCCGCAUCAUCUUCCCAACCUCUGAGGACAAAGAUCAGGAGCUGAUUACUAUCAUGGGAACUGAGGAAGCUGUCAAAGAGGCGCAGAAGGAGUUGGAGGCCCUCAUCAAGAACCUGGAUAACGUGGUUGAAGACUCCAUGGUGGUUGACCCCAAGCACCACCGCCACUUCGUCAUCCGGAGGGGGCAAGUUCUGCGUGAGAUCGCUGAUGAGUACGGUGGUGUGAUGGUCAGCUUCCCACGCUCUGGCACCCAGAGCGACAAAGUCACCCUCAAGGGAGCCAAGGACUGUGUUGAGGCAGCCAAGAAACGCAUUCAGGAGAUCAUCGAGGACCUGGAAGCUCAAGUGACAAUCGAAUGCACCAUCCCACAAAAGUUCCACCGCUCCAUUAUGGGCCCCAAAGGAUCUCGGAUCCAGCAGAUCACCCGGGACUAUGGUGUCCAGAUCAAAUUCCCUGACAGGGAGGAGAACCCAGCCCCUGUCGCAGAGCCAGCUGUGCAGGAGAAUGGCGAGGAGGGUGGGGAAGGCAAGGAUGGGAAGGAUGGAGACCCCAGCUCUCCAAAGAAGUGUGAUAUCAUCAUCAUCUCUGGCCGCAGGGAGAAGUGUGAGGCAGCAAAGGAGGCGCUGCAGGCUCUGGUUCCUGUCACCAUUGAAGUGGAAGUUCCCUUUGAUCUUCACCGUUAUAUCAUUGGCCAGAAAGGAAGUGGGAUCCGUAAAAUGAUGGACGAGUUUGAAGUAAACAUCCAGGUCCCUGCUCCUGAGCUGCAGUCAGAUGUCAUCACCAUCACUGGGCUGGCCACCAACCUGGACCGUGCCAAGACUGGGCUGCUGGAAAGAGUGAAGGAGCUGCAGGCUGAACAAGAGGAUCGGGCCUUGCGAAGCUUCAAGCUGACAGUUACUGUGGAUCCCAAGUAUCACCCUAAAAUCAUUGGGCGUAAGGGAGCAGUGAUCACCCAGAUCCGCACAGAGCAUGAGGUCAACAUCCAGUUCCCUGACAAGGAUGAUGAAAGCCAGGCCCAAGACCAGAUCACCAUCACUGGCUAUGAGAAGAAUGCUGAGGCUGCCCGGGAUGCCAUCAUGAAGAUUGUUGGCGAGCUCGAGCAGAUGGUCUCUGAGGAUGUGACUCUGGACCACCGUGUUCAUGCACGCAUCAUUGGUGCACGUGGCAAAGCCAUCCGCAAAAUCAUGGAUGAAUUCAAGGUGGAUAUUCGCUUUCCCCAGAGUGGAGCUCCUGACCCCAACUGUGUGACCGUGACAGGACUCCCUGAGAACGUGGAAGAAGCUAUUGAUCACAUCUUGAACUUGGAGGAAGAAUAUCUUGCAGAUGUGGUGGACAACGAGGCAAUGCAGGUGUACAUGAAGCCCUCUUCCCAUGAAGAGUCCAAGGCCCCAUCCAAGGGCUUUGUGGUGAGAGAUGCCCCCUGGGCCACUGUCAACAAUGAAAAGGCCCCUGAUAUGAGCAGUUCUGAAGAUUUCCCCAGCUUUGGGGCUCAAGUCGCCCCCAAGACUCUUCCCUGGGGACCCAAACGAUAAUGACCUGGAAGCAGAAACAUCUCCUCCAGCCCGCUGACCUGACACUAACCUGCCACAAAUACUUCCUGUCUGAAAUCUGACCCAGCGGCUGGAGCACAAGUCAAUUGCCCCAAGAGGUCUCCUAAUGGUGUCUGGAGUGCUAGACCCCAUCCCGCUCCCCUCAGCUAUCACCAUGGCUAGGAUUCACUCUCAUCUCUUGAUGGAUAUACUUUUCUUCUUUGGAACAAGACUUCCAGUCAGAUUCAAACACUAAAUGUGUGUGUUUUUGUUAGAAACUUCAUAAUUGACUCAAAGUGGCUAAGAUUUACAGCUUCCCAAGCGCUAGCAGAAAAAUCUGCUCUCUUGAGCAUGUCUUACUAGGCAUUCUCGCCUUCAUUAGGAGACCUCCUUUACUGUGGCUAGGAAUCUACUUCCUGUCUCAUGACCUCAGGAAAUAAAUUUCCUUGACUUUCUAAAGCCAAAA